AUGUUUUUUUUUUUUUUUUCGCUUCAAGACAACUCCAUCCAUCUCGACCGUCCAUAUUUCAAGAUACAGAUAAUCGUUCAAGGGAUGAUACCACCUGCUAGGAAUGUUAUGCUACGUGUAAUGCAGAGACGCUACUCUUGUAAUGCAAGUGCUUCUUUCAACUUGCUCAAUUUGAAAAUCGGGUACACCGCGGAUGUGCAGGUCCAUCCCAACUCCGACAAGAUGUACGUAUCGAAAAUCCAUCUGUCACGGUCGGAUCCCCCUCAUAUCAAGCAAGUUUGCAGCGGGCUUCGCGACUUCUUGCCCCGAGAUGAGUUCCAAGAUAAAUUAGUGGUGGUGGUUGACAACAUGAAAAAGUGUAAGCUUCGCGGCGAAGUCAGUGAGGCCAUGGUACUCUGUGGCGACGAUAAAGUGGGGCAUGUCCAGCCGUGCCGUCCUGCGAUUAUGGACCAGGCUCUUAUCGGCGAACAAGUAGUUCUGGAGAACAGUCCCCUGAACCCGCAGCCCACGUCCCGCAGAAUUAAAACUUCUGAAUGGGAAGAUGUGUCAUCGAGGCUUUACGUGAACGCCGACAAGAAGGCUGUCUACCGCGACGCGGAAACUGGCCAGGAACAUGUGUUGUGCGUGUACCAGGACGGCCAGUCGAUUCCUAUCGUAGUGGACUCACUGCCACAGGGAAGCCCAAUCAGAUAG
Lachancea fermentati is the source of this 693-nucleotide messenger RNA. The record is from the annotation of a GenBank genome assembly. NCBI's taxonomy places the organism in Eukaryota, Fungi, Ascomycota, Saccharomycetes, Saccharomycetales, Saccharomycetaceae.